Rodentolepis nana is the source of this 303-nucleotide messenger RNA. The record is from the annotation of a GenBank genome assembly. NCBI's taxonomy places the organism in Eukaryota, Metazoa, Platyhelminthes, Cestoda, Cyclophyllidea, Hymenolepididae.
AUGGCUAAAUACCUCGAGUUGCUCAUUAAAAGCGACACUAGGUUCGAGAUAAUUGGUGAUGUCACCAUGGGUCUUGUAUGCUUUCGAAUCAAGGAUAGCAAUGAUUUGACCAAAAGACUCCACAAGCGUCUGGAGAAUGAUGGUCGAAUACAUCUAGUUACAGCCAGUGUCAAAAUGCCGGAGGGAGAGGAGAUCUUUUUCAUUCGAAUUGCAAUUGUCCACAUCUUCACCGACGAAGCAAUUUGCGAAUACGCAUUCAAAGUCAUUGUCGAUGUUACUAAUGAGUUAACAGUUGGGCAGUAA